Messenger RNA from Pelobates fuscus (common spadefoot toad), 2166 nucleotides. RefSeq names its product cell division cycle 7 (gene CDC7). The transcript has 11 exons. Gene Ontology annotation, biological process: mitotic DNA damage checkpoint signaling; protein phosphorylation. Gene Ontology annotation, cellular component: nucleus. Gene Ontology annotation, molecular function: ATP binding; protein serine/threonine kinase activity. The coding region runs from base 67 to 1668 and encodes 533 amino acids. NCBI's taxonomy places the organism in Eukaryota, Metazoa, Chordata, Amphibia, Anura, Pelobatidae. The record is from RefSeq and is a predicted model, not a curated record.
CCGAGCGCUGUGAGAGCGGAGACGUUUUUGGCGCCAUUUCAUGCCAGCUCGGAUUCUGACAGGAAAAUGAGUUCCGGGGACAAUGCAGAAGAAAUUGAAAAACUAUAUGCUGCUGUACCUCGACUUUGUGACAUCUUUUGCAUUAUGCAAAAAAUUGGGGAGGGUACAUUUAGUUCAGUAUACUUGGCCACUGCAAGAUUAAAAUCAGGAGAAGAUAUGAAAUUUGCACUGAAGCAUUUAAUCCCCACAAGCCACCCAACACGGAUUGCUGCAGAACUAGAAUGCCUUACAGUUGCUGGAGGUGAAGACAAUGUCAUGGGAGUCAAGUACUGUUUCAGAAAUAAUGACCAUGUUGUUAUUGUUAUGCCUUAUCUGGAACAUGAAUGUUUUGUGGAUAUUUUGCAUUAUCUGAGUUUUGAGGAAGCAAAAGAAUACAUGUUUAAUCUGUUUAAAGCACUCCGACGUAUUCAUGAGUUUGGCAUUGUCCAUCGAGAUGUUAAACCAAGUAAUUUCUUAUACAACAGACAUCAAAAGCAGUUUGCAUUGGUUGAUUUUGGAUUGGCACAAGGCACGCCAGACACAAAAAUAGAACAACUUAAGGUUCUGCAAAUAAAAAAACAGGAAAGUUGCUCACAAAAUAAACCUCACACAAUAUCAGGAAACAGGUUGCCUCAAAAUAUACCGGUACCUAGAGACCUAGUACUGCCACCAUCAACAAAGCAGUCUGUAAAAAGACUUUGGUCACAUUCAGAAAUACAGAUAAAUCAAGGAGUCAAAGUAAAGGAAGGAUUGCUUGGUUAUCCUAGUCAGCGUUCUGUAUUUGGAGAGAAAAAUUUUAAUGUCCACGGUACUGUAAUGAACAAGAACCCCACUGUAAAAGCUAUUAAGCAAUCUAAGAUAGAUGUGGAAUCUGCAAAGUUGGCACCAAAAAAGACUAUUCCUACAAAACCUCCAAGUGAUGGUGUAGCCAAGAAAUCUGUUCGCUCCACCCUAGCCAGCACGCCUUGUGAAUGUUUUGCAAGAAAUCAAGUGUGUUUUGUUUGCCUUGGGAGGAGCAGACAAGUUGCCCCGAGGGCUGGCACUCCAGGAUUUCGAGCUCCAGAAGUCCUUACAAAGUGUCCGAAUCAAACUACUGCUAUUGACAUGUGGUCUGCAGGCGUCAUCUUUCUUUCCCUGCUUAGUGGUAGAUACCACUUUUUCAAUGCUCCAGAUGAUAUGAAUGCAUUGGCACAAAUAAUGACAAUUCGCGGUUCAAAAGAGACAAUUCAAGCAGCAAAAACAUUUGGUAAAACCAUUACCUGUAGCAAAGACCUCCCUGCAAAGAAUUUACGAACUUUGUGUGAAAGUUUAAGAAAUGUGUGCUCGGCCUCCAUGCAAUUUGCCGAACAAGAUGAACUGCAAAGGAUGCGUGCUGAGUUACAAAUUAAAAUACUGGAGAAGGAAGAUGGGUGGUUUGACCAUGACACACAUACUGCAUCUCUUCCAGGUUCCACUCACAAACCUGAAUCCCAGGCAGAAAGCAUGGACAUUGAACAAUCCAGUAUGAAUGGAUGGGACAGCGUUCCGGAUGAGGCAUAUCAUAUGUUAGAUAGACUUCUUGAUAUGAAUCCAGCUACAAGGAUCACUGCACAAGAAGCUUUAAACCAUCCACUUUUUCAUACAGUCUGAUUUUUACAAUGCAGAAUUCAGAGUUUGGGAGGGGGCCGGUAAAGGUGGGUUCUAAAUCUGUCCCUCACCUGUGUAGCCAUCUUUUUCCGGCGGGUUCUCUUCAGCUUCAGGAGCCAACGUCACUGCUGUACUCUUGUGCAUGCGUGAGGGUCCUCUUCUGCUCCUGGCGCUUCGGAUCCAGGAGCCAAAAUCCGUACUUUACUCUUGCUCGUGCUCAAGCGUCCUCUUCAGCUCCUGGUUAAUUGACACAUUUAGAUGGCAUUAGCUUCACCCAAUGUCUAGAAGAAUCAGGCAGAGGAAAUAUACAGAGACAGAGUAGUCCCUACUUUGUCUCAGUAUAUCUGUUAAUUGAAUUGUAAUUUCAGUGAAAUUGCAAUAUGAUCAAAAUGAGUAUUUCAUAAAGAUUCUAUCCUUACAAAGUACUCAUUUUUCAAGGGGGAUGCCAAUGCUGCUUUAAUUUGCAGAUCACAAAUGUUAAGUGUAAUAUAGUUCAUCCAA